UUUUAUUGUUUACUAGGAAUGAUUUUUUUGUGAAAAGCGGGUUAUUGCAAUUAUUGAUCUUUAAGUGAAUUGGUUAGAAUUUCGGUAAUGGUAAUGAAUAUUCUCGCGGUAAUUGGCGCAAGUCUUCUGUUGUGUUUAAGAAAGCCACUUAUUAAGCAAAGUGUUGUAAAAAAAACAACCGAAAAGAGUAACUUCCUAAAUUAUCAACUAAAACUGCAAAAUCGUGUAUCGAUGCUAUCAAUGGCCUCGCUAACGCUGUUACAACGACACGCACAAACUCAACAUUCUUCAUUGGAUGAGGAAAAUAUAGUAUUGUGUAAAGCAUCAUUUACAUUACCCGCAAAAGCAGUUUUAGAGGAGGUUUUAGUGAAUAACGUUGAAAGUCAACGUUCGACCUAUGCAGGCCGAAAGUCCCAGGAGAAUGUCAUUGAGAAGGUCAUUGACCCUUGCACUACGCUAACAAUAGAACCUGCAUCACCGCAGUGCGUCUGGUUUUAUGAAGUUCAGUUGCCAGCGUCUGAAAAUGAGAAGACUUAAAUUCAACUACAGUUAAAGAUCAAAUUCAGACCUAGUUCCUUUUAAUCAUUCGACGCUAUAGCCAAGAACUUGAACUCAAAAGUUGAGAAAUUAUGUAAAUGUUUCUAUCGCUAUACGUGGCGCGCCUGCAUUGUGGGCUUAGUUUCACGACCUGAUGAUUCACAGUUUUAAUGAGAAGCAGAGAAGAAGUGCUUUCUAAAGAGCACCCCACCAUUUGUGAAGUGCCAUAAUGAGACUAUGGGUGCGGACCCAUAAUUCCGCGGAGAAGCCGAUGGCUACCUAACACGCAAUAUCCAAAUUCAAUAUCGUGGCGAUUUGUAAAUAAUCAUAGUCAUUACACUACUACUACCCAUAUCUGUAAAGAGCACGGAUAAAAGCUAAGAAGAAGUUCCUUUCGGUCCCCAACAAAAAUGACAAUUUGCACACUCUUUCUUAAGAGGGCGGAGCAUGAUAGAUUUUAAAUGUCUGCGGGGAUAAGUGGAGACAGCCCGCAGCGAUCCUCUUAAUGUUGUUAUUGCUUCUUAGAUCUGUAACCAUGCUAAUAUCCUCAUACGCUGAACUCUCCCGCUGCCGAGGAAAACAAAUAUGUAGAAAGGUUUCAAUACGAACCGUUUAUCAAUCGUGGUGAAAGAAAAACUUAUGCUGAUACAAAACUAUUUACACCGCUUGUCAAGGCAACAAUCAAUUUGAAGGUGUCUGUUCUUCGCUUUGACCGUCUAUUAGUCUAUCUGACUUUACGCUUAUUUACCGACGAACUUUUUCGCCGCAGUAAGUUGAAAUAUAAUUUCUAUCCCUGCUCAAAACAUAUUUUUUUACCCGCAACCGACGGAUGACGAUGAAUUUGACUUUAACUGUUUAGAAAUUGUUUAUUUAGUACAAUUUAUUUAUUUUGGUGCCGUCAAAGUUCUAUGGGUUGAGAUGUAACUGAGAUGCUUUGCCGCUUUCUUACGCUACAUCGCCGAUUCUUUUACAACUUCAAUUAAUAUGAAGCAUUUUUCCUCCCUAUAUCUUGAUUUUGCGCUACGAUACACAAAACUAAACUUUUUCAAAACUGAACGAGAAACUUUGUGAUAUGAUGCUUUUCAUGAUCAAAAUAUCUGUAGCGAUGUUUUAGAAGAACUUAAAAUAUAUGUUGAUCUUUUGCCUCAACUCUCUACGAUUUACGGGAGAUAUUUCUGCCGGUUUGUCUGAAUAUGUGAAAAUACACAAAAUAUACAAAAAUAAAGAAAAAAUAAGAAAAUAAAAAGAACAAAAUUCGUGCAUAAACAAACACAGAAGAAAGAAAAAAAAGAAGCAUGCACACAUGUAGUACAAAGGCACAAUCAUAACUGGCAUAAAUCCUGGUUAUGGGUGAACCCCUAAGCCAUUGCAAACAUGCAAAACCUUGACAACCAACAAUUUUAAAAAAGUGUAGUUGAAUUUUCGAAUCUUAUGAAGAUAUUGAAAUUAGAAGCUAAUCUAAAUACGACAUAGAAAGAAGCGCGCGUAUUUAGGAGAAUUGAUUCAAUAGUUUUUAAUAAUUUCGACAUUAAGAUAGAUAUCAUUUAUAAUUUAGAGUAGGACUCCAAAAGGAUUGAAAAACUCAUCAUCACAUCUACAGUGCUUAAGCUUUAUGAAGGCAAAGCUCCUAGAGAAAUUGCUCGUGACAUUGAAGGGUAUAUUUCUAAGUAAGGUCGGCGUAUCGAUAGUAUUAACUUAAUUAAGAAGGAAACACCGGGAAUAAAUCUACGUUUUUUAAGUGACGGCAAGACUAGGCUAAGCAAUCUAUUUUGGUAAGGAGCCAAAGGGACAAGCCCAUUCAACCCAAAUCCCUAAGGACAAAGACCAGAAAUUGUUUUCGAACGGAUUCUAUUGAAUUUACAUAGCGCCUGUGAAGCCAUGCUUAAAUGGGGAAAUAUACGAUUUGAUAGCGAAAUGUAUUUGCUGAGUAACAAUUCGUUUAAACAAUUUAGAGAAGACACUCAGUUUGGCGUCUAUAUUUCUCGACCAGAUAUCUGCUUCCACCUUUGUGAUUUGGAAUAAAGAAUGUGCUCUUUCAAAAGGAAGAGCACCCGUUUUCAAAGAAAGACUAAAAAAUGCUUGAGAUAAACUCGUCCUUUCUAGAUGGUACGUUCUUUAGGGUGCUUUCCGACUUUUAUCAAUCUGAUGAUGAGAAUGAUGUCGCUCCAGGCGUCCCACAAAAGAAUCACUUGGGACCUAUGAAUAAAGCUAGAUCAGUGCUAGGCUUCACCAAACGCUGUUGGAGGGAAUUUGACGACCCAUAUGUGACGGGAACACUAUACGUGAGCUAAGUACGCCCUACAUUGGAAUACGCAUCGAUGAUACGUUCACCGUCGUAUCGUAUUGAAUCUUUGUUCUUCUACGCUAAGAAAAUUGUGUUGGAAUCCAAGUGUCCCCCUAUCUCCUUGCGUAAAUAGAUUGCUACUUAUAUCCUUACCGUUACCUUAGGAACGUAAGAUGGUGUUGGGCAUUGUUUUCAUGGUAAAGUUAAUUAAUCGUGCCAUUGACUUGCUGUUUUUGUUAAGUACGAUUUUAACGCUUCUUUCCGUCCGACGAGGAACUUCUUAAAAGUCUCUGCAGCAACGUAAAUGAGGUUGAUAACCUAAUUUCCUUAUCGGAUUCUGCUGCUUUCAUUUGAUGAUCAUGCACUGCCGAUGUCUUAUCUAAACUAAUUGUUAAGUUCUAUUAUUCUGAAUGCUAAUGUGGAGUUUGAUGAGUAAUAGAUAGACACGUAGUUUAUUUUCUUAUAGGUUUGCAUUAACUGUCGGUUGUUUUAACACUUCUUCUGCUUGUAUUGUAAUAAGGUUAAGCUUUCAAGUAUGUAUGAAAUGCACAGUUCGGCUGAAUUUUCGCUGUAAUUGAAUUCUGACACAUGAUGGAAUGCCAUUAAGCACAGUCGCACAAUUAUAUAUAAGUGAAUUUAAAGCUUGUAAGACAUCUCUAUGUGGAAUGACUACAUACGGAAUGGAGAUUGAAUUUGUGGUUUGAUAUUGGUAAUUAUCACUUAAAUUAGAACCAGCAAUAGAGAAACUUCGACGAAAGAGAUUCGAGGUUUUAGUAUCACCAGAGCUCGUUUUUCUUAUUUUUAAAGUAUUUAAUUACUUUAUUGAAGCGUGGCGAGUAUAUACCUUGGUCCGAUUGUCUGACGGGAACGAACGCAAGAUAGUUGGGCCUAAUACAUUAUAGAACGAGGAUAUUAGGGUUUCCAUAUUUCCGGCAUCAACAUCGUAAGGUGUGAAAGGUGAUAUUUCAGUGUGUGCAAUAUUUGCUUCAUUGAAAUCACAUUGUACAUUUUGACAUUGCUUGUGUUUCUCUAAUAAAGAAACUGGUGUAAGUAUUUUCAUACUAAAGAAAUUGGUGGGGUGCGUUAUUCGUUUGCAACAUUCAUGAAAAAAUGUACGUACAUAUGCAUCGUUCGUAGGCAUAAAAUUCUAAGUUAAUUUAGUUGCGAUUGUCCAUUUAUCCAAAAUCAAACUAAUUUGUAUCAGCACCUAACAAACGAGUAAAAAAUAGUGCGCACUUGAGGCGUGGACGUAAGAAAAACAAUUUAAGCUCGUCCUAACAAAACACUGCCAUGAUAUAAUAUUUGCAAACAGAGAAUUAAUAAAAUACUAUUUUUGCCGAAAUAUUUGAACUUUAGAAACUAAGAAUUAGUGCAUACAUAUGUGCAUUCAGCUUUGCUUAGCUAAAUCUAGGAAAAGUCAUUAGGAACGACCGUAGUAGUAGUAGCAUACAGAACGCAUUGCAACGUGAAGUGCGAGUUGUCAGAAUCUAACAGCUUUGCCGGAUUUUCAAGUAAUUGGUAGCACAAAAUCAAGAGAAAACAAAUAAGAAUAUUCAAGUGGGUCAUAACAUACUCCAUAGCACAGUAACGACUUCAAAAUAACACGCAUAAUAUCCCGAUCCAAUCCAAUUUCAAUAGAAUUCGCGUUUGAACCAAAACAAGCGCAAAAUAUCUCAAAAAUUAAGAAAUAUAGCUUGAACCAAAAAGUCGGAUGGCCAGACAAAAAGGCAAGAUCAGAGUCGCUAUCUGAAUCAUUCGAUCAAACAAAAGAUGGAACUAUCUCAAGUCAUGUCCUUGUAUCAUAACCGGUAUAAGGUACAAAAAAAAAAAACAGGCGAACUUGAAAUGACAACGUUCCACAAAUGCGUUUGUUGGAUGACAUGAAUCAUUCCAAAGAAAAUGAAAAAAUUCAAAUUCCCUUCAAGUCAGAGCCGAGAUAUUCACUUUAUCAGUGGAAACGCGCUUGGUUGUUUAAGGAAAAUGUAGUCUAAGUAAUUUAAUAACUAAAAAAUGAUGGCGAAGGUGAAGGCUUCCAACAUGAUAUAUCUCGCGUGGCUGUGCGAGGACUGAUGAGUACUAAUACGAUGAGGAUAAAUUGUAGUAAACCUGAUACCAUACAGAAGAUAUGAUAUAGGUUGGAUUAGGUCUUUGGAAAGGUAUUUAAUACCCAGAAUUACUUAAAACAGAACCAUUUUUCUAGAUCGCUUUUUGAAAAACAAUGACAUAUAUAUGGAAGCAUAAAACAUGGUCCAAAAUAGUGUGAUUCGAAUAAUGGGCAGUUAGCUGACGAUAAACGAAAAGAUCAUUCAUCAAGUAAGUAAAUAGUACAUUUGGAGUCUUAAGAAAAAAUAAACUUUGCCAAAUCAGUGCCAAUUUGAUGUUCAAUUUUGAAAACGGGGUAAAAUAUGUUAAAUCUCCGUAAGGAAAAAAAACAAAACAAAUUAAAAUUGGAAGCAAAACUGAGCAAAAGAGUUGGCGAAAUUGUGAGUGGAAUGAAAAAAAAAAUCGCAAUCAGGCAUCACACCAACAACUCAAAGCUAUGCAUAUCGAACUGAAGUGAUCGCGUGGUUGAGCCACUUAUUCCCUUGCAGUUUGGGACGAUAUGCGGACAAUAGAAGUAGGAGCCUAUUAAGUGCCAUACAUCAUCUUACCGUAAACAAUGAUGGAUACUUUAUUCUGUCGAAAGAAACAAAACUGUGGCAACAGGAGGCCUAGUGAUGGUGCGUCAGAUAUGCCACUGGCAUGGCAUGUACCACAACAUUAGCUGAGUUGUACGGAAAUGUACGUCACGUUUAGAGUAUAACGUAGAGCAACGUAAACCCGCAGCAGAAAUGUUCACGGAACUCCCAAAGAAGCUGUGGAUGACUAUAUGUUCCGAAUUUUUAGGCCCUAUUCUAGUGACGCGAUCGAGGAAUACAAUGAAUGCUGUUUAUCUUUAUAGACAAAUUUACCAGGUGUGCCGAGUUGAUCCCAAUACGAAGUGCUACCGUCGAAUUACUCAUGGAGGUAUUACGGUAGAGGGUUCUAGGGCGCUUUGGAGGGGCUAGCGGUGUCACCACCGACACUGGUAGAUGUUUUCGCUAGUAUUUUGUUCUUAAAAAUUCAAUACGUAUAUUUUGGUUAAGGAGAGUUCCUUCCUACUGCACUUAGUUUUAGGUAGCUUCUUCUGUUCUUCACGUGUGUAAAAUGUGAUUUUAUGUUCUAAUAUUAGAUAAAAAUACAACGCUGUAGAAUGUCGGGUUGUGAAUCUGCCUCUGUGAUAAAUUAAUUGCGCUUUGUGUUGUUUGUUAGAUAGGGGAAUAUUUCUAAAGUUCGUAAAAGUAGUCAGAAAAUAAAAACCAGUUACUUGCAAAGCAAAAAAAAACAAAGUUUUUCAUCAAAAUUCACGCCGAUAAAAAACAGUUCAACUUCGUAAGGUUUUGUAUGGCAAUCAAAAGGUUUGCUUCUAUUUAAUAUCAAGUCCAAUUGAAGUACAACCGCGUGGAUCAAUUUGUCGAUCUUAAGCACACUACGCGUGUUUUCUAAAACGGAUAUUCACUUUAAAUCAGGGGAAAAAACGGGGAAAUAAUAAAUAUGAUCAGUGGGGAGACAAAAACAAUCCCAAAUUUAAAUUAAUUGCGCAAUUGCAAAGUUGAUUGCGUAAAAGUAGCAUCUAAAACUUAACGGGCCGUCAUAAAAUUAAUUUUAUACGCUUAAAAACAAAGGAAUGAGCUCUUUGAUCGGACCCAUAGAAGUUUUCAAAAAUUCGCAUUUUCUUUUUCUUUGGGAUAUACAUAUAUAAAAUAGAUCCCAGAUAUACAUGUACCCAAACAAUAUUAGAUCUUGCUAAAAAUGCAUAAGUUAUUUAUUUACAGGUCAAACAAAAAACUAUACACUAACGCAUUAGUGAAGUGCACAGAAUCCAUUACCCGUAUCGCUAGGAGAAAAAGAAGAAUUUCAAAGGGUAACAAAGCAUUUUGCAUAAUUACCUGAAGUAACAUAAUAAACUAAUAAGUGGAAGGUGAA
Messenger RNA from Glossina fuscipes, 6826 nucleotides. RefSeq lists its product as uncharacterized. NCBI's taxonomy places the organism in Eukaryota, Metazoa, Arthropoda, Insecta, Diptera, Glossinidae. The transcript has 3 exons. The coding region runs from base 88 to 537 and encodes 149 amino acids. The record is from RefSeq and is a predicted model, not a curated record.